Messenger RNA from Ostrea edulis (European flat oyster), 8094 nucleotides. RefSeq lists its product as uncharacterized. NCBI's taxonomy places the organism in Eukaryota, Metazoa, Mollusca, Bivalvia, Ostreida, Ostreidae. The record is from RefSeq and is a predicted model, not a curated record. Bases 531 to 4358 code for a protein of 1275 amino acids. The transcript is spliced from 2 exons.
CACAGUUUGUAACUUCUACUUCUGGCCAGCAGCUCGCUAGGGUUUGCUUGUUAAUUAACUGAAAACUAAUAUCUCGUCAAUUAUUGAUGUAUAUUCAUAUUUAGGCUGGAUGUAAGCUUUUGAGCAAACUGACCAUCCGCACAGAUCAUUAAAAUGUUGCAUUAAUGAACUUGAAGGGGAAAAAAAAUUCUCUGCCAAGCAAUACUUGGGUAACUAGAUAUUAUAUAUCACAACAAGUGAGAUUAAAAAAAAAACUAAUAACCUAUUAGCAGAUUUUUUGAUAGUGUUUGCUAACACAAUUUCAAGACUCUUUCUGGUGAACUUUUCUUGGAUGUGGAGAUUUUACAAGUAGUAUUAGAAUUCUUUGACAAAAGGAACAUAUAUGUGUGUACCAUUGGAAAAUUUGUGCAAAUAGUUAUUGAUAAGAUACUUAACAUCUUGACACUGUCAUCAAUGGGAGGUCAAAGAACAGAACAAUCACAAUAAGGAGGGAACAACAUCACACUAAGGACUAUACAAUAAAGACCUGAAUGUAUCUGUCAGAAACCGCCAGUCAAAUGUUAGCCAUGGAUGUGUUAGCAUUUGAUAAAAUGUCCAAAUCAAAUCGACGCAAGCAAAGCAAGCCACUACGGGUAUCUUACAGCGCCGAAAAUGACCCCACAUCAGAGGGAGGUGCCCCUUUUCCAAACCACAGGCCAUCUGAGGAAUUCAUCAGUGGACCUGCAGAUGGAGGGAAUGUUUCUGAUUCUGAAAUGCAGGACCAUCUACCAGCUGGAAAAGUCAAUGGUGGAAACCAUCACCUAGAUUCUCAACCUGAAAAAGACUCUGAUUCUGCAGAUGGGGAUAAAGUAAUUUCAAAUCCCAAGGAAAAUAAUAAUGAACAUUUUCCAACAAAAUACCAUCGCCUGGGUAGUGAAUUGUUUGCUGGGAAUGCUUUUCCAGAAAAUGGCCUAGUAGGAAAAGAAGACCAAAUCGAGAGAAUGGUACAAGAAGGAUCAUCUAAGGAAACUAACUCUGAUGAAGAAGGUCGCAAGUUAGACGGUCAAAGUCGUAUCUUUCAUCAGGAUGCAUACUGUGAACUUUGUGAUCGUGAAUUUUGCAACAAGUAUUUUCUUAAAACCCAUAAAGCAAAUAAACAUGGGAUUUUUGACAAUGCUUCACCACCAUUUUCCCUUGGUGCUGUAGGAAAUGGAAUGUCACUACCUCAAGAUACCAAUGUACCAUCAGUUCCAAUCACAUCCCCAGUUUCGCAGUCUUUUCCUCAACCACCAAUUUCGUCCAUGUCAUCCUUCAAAGUUAUGGACUUCAUCCAGAGCCUGCCGGCAUCAGAACCUCCCAAGACAACUAAAAUGGAUGCAAUGACGCCGAGUAAGGGAGAUAUGCUACCCCCAGUCAGCACCCCUCUAUCCACUAGCAAUACUCAGCCAUCAGUUUCAUCCUCAUCCAACUCCACUUCCACACCUAAAGUUAGCAAGGAUAUGGAGGAUUUCUGUGAACUUUGCCAGAAGCACUUCUGUAACAAAUACUACCUCAAGAAGCACAAGCAAGAUGUCCAUGGAAUUGCUCCGCCAGAUGGAUCUGGAUCUACCAGCAAACGAGGAAGACAGAAGGACCUUCAAGCUCAACUGGAUGCCAUCAACUCUGCAUCUGUAUCUUCCAAUUCACCUCUUAUACCUCACACACUUCCAAACAUGACAGGAUUGCCCAACAUGCCAGGUGUCAUGGUGCUGAACCCCUUCAUGGCUCCCAUGCUUCUUCCUGCAGGGUCCCUCAUGCCAGGAUCACAAAUUCCCACACCACCUAUGAUGUCUCAGUCACUUCCUACCACCUCUCACCAAGAGUCUAUCACAACUACAGCAUCCCCAAGUUUCACUAGUCAGACCUCACCAGGGUCAGUCCAGAAAGACUCCAAUUCCAUGAAUCAGGAGGCUUAUUGUGAACUCUGUUGUAAGGAGUUUUGCAAUAAAUAUUUUCUGAAAGUUCAUAAAGCAAAUAAACAUGGAAUGUUUAUGGAUGACUUUCCAUUUCUACCUGGGAUGCCAGGAAUGCCACCAUUUAAAUUUCCUAUGAGUGAAGGAAUGAUAUCUUCAUCUCCUGAUAAACCAUCAGCUUCCACAGCUGCAAUGGAUGGCAGGAGUCAAAUCCAAUCAGAAUCUAGUCCCAAACAUGGAACUUCCCUAGUUUCCUCAUCUAGUCCUGAAAACUCUGUUACCUACUGUGGAUUGUGCAAUCAAGAGUUUGCCAGCAAGUACACGUACCGAAUUCACCGAAUUCAGGUUCAUGGGAUGUUGAAUGAGGGUCUCGAUGGAUCCUUAACUGAAGAGAUCAUUAGGAAUUCCUUCAGAGAGCGAGAGGAGUUCUUCAGAUAUGCAAUGAGAGAGAAAGAGGAGGCCUCAAAAAUAUCACCUGGAUCGAAGAGUGGAGAUGAAAAAGACAAUGAAACCAAGAUGGCUGACAAUGGAAUGACCACCAUGUUUGGAAAUAUGGUUGCAGCUAAACUUGCAGACCGAGUAACAUGUGACAUUUGUAAUAAGGACUUGUGCAAUAAAUAUUUCCUUAAAGUACAUAAGUUCAAAGUGCAUGGAGUGGAUACUUCAGCCACAGACAACAAGUUUGAUCCUAGUCGAAUAGCCAAACAUCAGCUUACUGGAGACUUUGAACUCAUUAAAAAUGCAGUAAAGCAGGAUCCAAAAGAUAUCUCCAAUCAAAGUUCAAAAAUUCUUAAAGGGUCAGACAGAAUGAAAGACUUUCCGCAAUUUAGUCCAAAAUUACCAUCCUUUAUGCCAAUGCCCAUGCUACCUAAACCAGGAGAAUCACUAAGGGACAAAUCAAUUUCACCAAGCACCAACAUUGAAAAACCAUCAAGUGAAGAGCUGGUGAAAAUGGGAAUUGAUCCCGAAGCCUACUGUGAAAUCUGCAAGAAAGAAUUCUGUAGCAAGUACUUCCUUCGCACACACAGACUGAACAUCCACGGCAUUCCAACUCCAGAAUCGCCUCAAACAACUCCGGGCAAGAUCAGUCCAAUGCUGUUCCAACAAGUCAGUAACAUGCCAUUGAAUUUGAGCAUGAAUAGUGGCAAAAAGAAAAGUGUGUUUGAAAAGCAUUCAUGGAGAUGGAAGGAGCCCAUGAAUUCCUCAAGGGUCAGUUGUGACAUCUGCAAUAAAGAGGUCUGCAACAAGUACUUCUUACGCACUCACAAGCUAAACAAGCAUGGAAUCUUACCAAGCGAGAACUCGCUGUCCCCAUCCUCCUCAGACAUUGAAACACAUAGCAAUUCAUCAUUACCAACAGAUCUCAGUAUGCAUGAAAGAAUGCCACCUAGUCCACAGGCUGUCAAACUUGAUAGCAACAUGCCUGCAAUCCAUGGCAUGGAUGAGAGGUGGAUGAAGUUUGGAGACACUGCAAAUGGCAGAAUGAAUUCAGAAGAAGAUGGAGGGUCUUACAGUGAAAUAUGCCACCUUUGUGAUCGACGGUUUAAGAGCCAAAAGUGGUUGAAUGCCCACAUCUUGAAAGACCAUGCAAAAUCUGGUGCACUUCCUCCAGAAAUGAGAGAAAAAAUGAUAAAUGCAGGGAUGGAUCUUUGCUUGGACAAGAAAACUUGCCGAAUCUGUGAGAAGUCUUUCCCUAGUGAGCUUUCAAUGCAUCUUCACAUGAUUCAGGAGCACAAUGCACAAGUCAGUCUCAACACAGAGGAGAAGAGCCAGUCUGGACCCAAACGCAGAUCCACUUUAACCAGACCAAGAUUUGCUUGUAAAAGAGGAUUUUCAUUCACCACUAAACAAAAACUGUACAAUUGUGCUAUUUGUGACUAUAAGAGCAAGUGGUUAAAUAAUGUGUAUAUGCAUGAAUUGAAAGAGCAUGGAGUACUACAUGUUAAAAAUAAAUCAGGAUUAAAGAAAAAUAUUAGAAGAGCAGCCAAAAAUGUGAAACAGUACAGAUGCACAAAAUGCAACCUGAAAUUUGGAACACCAAUUCUGUGUCAUCUUCAUAUACGUGAGGAGCACAUCCGAGCCAAAAAUUUCUCUGUCAACAAAUUACCAAACACUCGUCUGUAUUGUAAAUUCUGUCCUUUCUCAACCAAGUUCUCCAAGCAACUACGACACCAUAUGACCCGCGUUCAUUGUGAUGGUCACUACGCAUCUUACGAAAAUCAGUGCAGCUACAACUUGGAAAACAAUAUGGCUGUACGAAAUGACUCCAUGAAUGACUCUUGUAAUGUUAACUUCCAGUUGUUCACUAUCAAAGACUGUUCUCUGGAAUCAGACUUCCGUUCCUCAAUGGCUGUCAAGCUUCCUGUCCGUCACCACAUGACUGACCCAGUCACUGUAACCUUUCAUCUGACACCAAUGGAGCAGUAAGAACUUGUUUUAUCUAGAUAUUAUAAUGUGUUCACGACUUUCUGUCAUAAGUUAUGUCCCUUAGUCAUGGGAUUAUUUUUUUUCAGACAGUUUGAAAUAUUAGACAGUUCAUGAUUUUAAGUUAUUUAUAGACACUUGACCAUAUUUACAUGGUGUUCCAUGUUGAGAAGAACUCAUAUAUUAGAUGAUAUUUGUGAAAGGGGUUCGAUGGAUUUUUCUUGUUUUGUGUUGGGUUAUUUUUACUAUUUAUAACCUGUAUACUGGUAAAGAUGAUGUGCAAUCUAAGUAUCUUUUUGUUACAAUUACUCACAUUAAUUUAUUUUGUUAUUGUUAUGUUGUUGAUGAGAAAGAGGAAAAUCUUUACCACUGCAAUCACCCCUUGCUUUAGGGUUUCACCCUUAGUUCAGAAGAGUCCAUUUUAGUAUAGUUUGAAUAUUUACUUUCAUUUAACAUGGCAGCACUAAGGGAUGAGAUUUUAUGUGUAAGUUUUCCCCUCUGAAGAUAUUUUUUUCAGUAUUACUGCAAUGUUAAAUCAAACUUUGUUUUCAGUUUAUCUGCACUUAAGUAUUACAGUACAUGAAGGUGUUUGUUUUUUGGUUUGAUUUAAUUUUUUGGGGGUUUUUUUUUGGAGGUCUACAGUGCAAAUGUAUUCACUUAAAAUGAAAUGUUGUCACUCUGUAUGUUUUUGGAAUAUAUUCGGUAAAUAGAUACCGCAACAUUGAUAAGAUUUUAAUGAUCAUUCCUGAGAAGUCAUUUGAAAUGCCUAGUACUUAUCCCUGUACAACACAUGUAACUAAUAUAUUUAAUCUUGUAAUCACAAUAACCUUUCAACUCUAACCAAUGUACAGAUUUUUUAUGUUUAAUUUAAGUGUAAAUUUUAAAAAAAAAUCAGGGAACAUUUGUCAGCAACUUUUGAGUAAUGAUUGAUGUAUGUAUGUGUUCUUGUGCAGUUUUCUUUGAUGAUAUAGUAUUAUUUAUUAGAUCCUGUAUACAGAAUGUUUUUUUUAAGGAUAUGUUUAAGUGUGUGAUCAUGUGCAGUAUUCGCAUUUAUUAUAAAUAGUAUACAUCACAAUUGCACUGUUGAAAGUUGUGACAUCUUUUGAUAGGGGCAUUAUGUGCAGUCGCUAGAUGUGCAUAUUUUUUGUACACAAUCUGUUGUGUACCUGCAUUACUUUAUUGAUGUGUUACACAGUUCUUCAAUCAAAAAAACGGAAUAAAAACCCCAUGUGACAUGCAUAGUACAUGUAGCGCCAUAGGUGGUCAGUACAAAAACUGGGCUAAACAUGUAAUAUAAAGAGAUAAUGACAUUUUUGUGUGGGGACAGUUUUUGCAAGUCUUGCCAAGAUAUUUGGGUGAUAUGAUAUUUUUAAACACAAGUAGCUUCCAUGACCACUUGUUAAUAUUAUUUAUUUACAAAACUACAUUGCCAAAAAAAAAACACAUGUUGAAGUUCUUAUAGAAACCGACAUUUGUUUCAAACUUAAUUACUAUUCCAUGUUUCUGAUCAGACUUUUAAUGCUUAGAACUAAUGUUUGGAGAGACAUAAUAUUAAAUACACAAUCAAAUCAACUUCUUGUCCCCUUGCAAAUCAUUGAUAUCAGUAAUAUAUUUUCAUUGAUCUGAUGUGAAUAGUGUUUGUAAUUUUUCUGUUGAUGUACUCCGUUUGAAUUGUGUGGUGUUUUAACUCUGGGUUGGUUGAUCCUGUUUUUUUCCUCUCAUUCCUAGCGUAUUUCCAGGAUUUGGAGCAACGGUGUAUAUUUCGUGCCCAUUUCCACUUAGCUUUGUGGUUGAAGUGAAAUUAUAUAUAUUUUUGAUAUGCCAUUGCGUGGCUCUUGUUUUUAACAGCUUAACCGUAUAUAAUCUUGUUUGACUUUUUUAUGUAGGAGAGUUAUGUAGAUGUACAUGCAAUUGAUCUUAUAUUUAUUGUUGAAACCAUGGUUCCACAUCUACAUAUUUUCAGAAAGUUUUUUUUUUUUAUUUUAAGUUCAUGAAAUUUAUUUUUGGUUUCUGUAAGUAAUAUAGCUACAUAAUUUCACUAUGUACAGAACUAGUGCAUCUUUUAUCUCUUGACGGACUUGUGCAAUUUGAGGAACUGAAAUUAACAGUUUCGAAAUCAAAGGUACCCUACGUUGAUCAUUUUUUAUUGGAAACUUGUUUUAAUUUAUGUAUUCAGAUUAAACGAGUUGUCAUGAGAAAUUUAUGCAUAUAAAUAGCCCAGACUCUUUUAGUCAGAUAUUUAAAAUGAUUGAUCUUCAAAUUUGGUUUGAUAACUUUUUCAUAAAUCAAAAGUUCAUUGAAAUACUUUGAAUAUUUGAAUAAGUUUGAAUUAAUGUGAAUUACAUCAAUUAAAAUACGAUUUAUUUCCAUCACAAUUCUCUUUUCACUUUGAAUAUUGUCAAUGUAAAAAGUCAUUGUUUUCAACUGUGAAUGUGAAACAAAUCAUUUUAAAAUGUACUGAAUUGACUGAUAAGAUGAUUCAUCAGAUUUUAAUACUUAAUAUUCCCCUCUCUCUCUCUUCCAUUGAUCAACACACAAAAAAGACUUGAAAACAAAACAAGAUUUUUCAUUUUGGAUAGGAGAAAGAAUUUUAUUUACCUUCAAAUCAAACCAUGACCCAUCUGUUGGUUAGUGUUAAAGGUUCACCGAUCACUGUUCAAUGACUUGAUAAAUUAACAGGAGUUUUACAUUUUUCAACUUUUAUAUCUUACCACCAGCUGUUUUAACUACACCUAUUUUCCUCUCUCCUGUACAGAAUGAUUCAUUUUCACCUAUAAUAAUUGGUAACAUUUUUCACAGGAAAGUUGCCAAAAAAUAUGAAACAAAAUAGAAAUGUUGGAGCAUUGGUUUCUGUACAAAUCAGUAAUAAUUUUGUUAAUUUGAGAUUCUUCUUUCUUUCUAAGAAACGAUUCAUUUUCCAUUAUAUUUUACUCCAUGUUUAAUGUUUAUGGUACAAAGCUAGUCAGAUUUAUUAAUUUUGUCGCAUUCCUUGGUACAAGGGUGGACCCCCCCCAAUGGAACUACCUCGAACCACUUCAAUUUCCUCACCAUGGAAGGGAAAUUGUAAACCGUGAAAACUUGAACUAGUCAUAAUUUAUAUUUCGUAGUGGCAUAGGUUGAUUGUAUUUCGAUGUACAUAAAUUAUACAUGUAUAUGGUAAUUAUUUAGUAUAUGUGUAAAUGUAAUUUUUUUUCAACUAAUAAGGUAAUACGGGUUAACCCUUGUCCAAGUGGGAUUAGGGAUUUUUUCUUAAAAAUGCAGUUAUAAAAUGUGGAAAUUUUUAUCAUUUGUAAUGUUAGUCAACAAUUUGUUCUGUAAAGCCACUGUAUUUUUUGGCAUUAUAUUUCUGCAAACAUUUUUUUUAAGAGUAGUAAACUUUUGUUCACUUAAAUGACUCCUAAUUGUGCACUUAAAAGCCAUCUUGCCAAUAGUUUCUAUUUUAUUUUCUAUUUAUGAAUCAGUUGAUACUGAUUGGGAUGCAAGUUAAUCCCAAGUGGUUGACUAAACAGUAGAGUAUAAAUGUUUUGUUAGGUGGGUUUUUUUUUUUGUUUGUUUGUCUGUUUUAUUUAUUUCUAUUUUCCAUCACAGGGAAAUAUGUUGAUAUUCAUUUUGUUGCCAGUUACCAUGGUUUUCAUGUCAAUACUAUUUGGUUACUUUCUCUGUAUAGUGGAGUGAUUUUUUUUUCCACCAACACACUGUCCCGUGAUGGUGUUUUGUAUGCAAUAAAUCUGAAAUGUUA